This is a messenger RNA of Carassius gibelio (silver crucian carp), 850 nucleotides long. RefSeq names its product small acidic protein. Bases 111 to 626 code for a protein of 171 amino acids. The record is from RefSeq and is a predicted model, not a curated record. NCBI's taxonomy places the organism in Eukaryota, Metazoa, Chordata, Actinopteri, Cypriniformes, Cyprinidae. The transcript is spliced from 5 exons.
GUUGGUUUGCCAACCGCAAUAAAAAACAAAAGAAGAAGAAAGCGUUGGAGCAGGGAGGGUGGCACACGGAAUGUUUGUUUGACCACUGUAGUUCAGAAUCUUUGAAAAUCAUGAGUUCUUCAGACGAAACAUGUAAAGGCACGAAACGACCCGCAUCUCCAGAUGAAUCUGGAGCUGCACAAUGGGAAUCAGCAGAUUUAGGGACAGACGAAAGGAAGCAGAAGUUUUUGAGGCUGAUGGGAGCAGGAAAGAAAGAGCACACUGGACGCCUUGUUAUUGGGGAUCACAAGUCAACUUCCCAUUUCCGCAGCGGGGCAGAGGAUCAGAAGAUUACCACAGAGCUCGAGCACCAGUAUCGGCAGGGUCUGGAUGGGAAGUUAUCAGGAAGGAAUAGGAGACACUGUGGACUGGGCUUCAGUGAGCCCGAUCCACCUGCUGAGAGUGCGAGCGCCGCUGUGCCAGAGAAGUCAGACAGUUCAGAAAAGACCCCUGAACAACCAUCAGAACCAGACAAGGAGGAGAAAACGCAUUCAUCCGACACAGAGCCCGAGAAACAGGAACUGCACACAGACUCAAAGGAGGACAAGAAAAAGACUUUUAAAAUGGCUUUUGUAAAAUCCACAUAAAUGGCAUUGUUUUUUGUUGUAAUUUCUUGAUCUCCUAAAAUGCUGCAGUGAGGUACUGAGAGCGAGCGAGAGAGAGAGAGAGCACAUUUUUAUUUCCAUUCAAACUGAAAAAUUGUCGGUUUCAAUUUUUUAUGUAAUUAUGUCUGUCAUCAAGUUAUUUAGACUUGUCUGGUCUUGUUGAGAAUGGUUCCUUCUUUAUGAAUUAAAGGCAUAGUUCAUAUGAA